GACUCUCUCUGACUGAGCCGACUCGCUCUCUCUCUGCUCGUCUGAGUCGCAACUCGGUCGCCGAAAUGGAGGAGGAAAUGGACGAAACCGAAGCUCUACCUCAGGUGUACAUGGCAUGCAUUCGACAAGGCCAUCGAGUGGGAGUUUCUUAUUAUGAUUCCAGUAUUCGCCAACUUCACGUGAUGGAAGUUUGGGAAGAUGGCAGCAUGGACUUCCCCCUAAUUGAUAUGGAUGGAACAACAGAGGCUUUUACUGUGAAGCUUGUGAAAAGUUCAGUAUUUAGCUAUGAGCAAGCAUGGCACAGAUUGAUAUAUCUUCGAGUAACAGGAAUGGAUGAUGGGUUCGACAUCAAGGAAAGAAUUUGUUAUUUGAGUUCUAUGAUGGACAUGGGAAGUGAUGUUCAAGUUCGUACCAGUGGAGGUCUUCUUGCCAUAUUAGAGAAUGAAAGGAUUGUAGACACACUUGAACAAAUGGAAUGCGGCAAUGCAUCUAUUGCAAUCGAUUCUGUUAUAGAAGUUUCAUUAAACAAUUUUCUAAAACUUGAUGCUGCAGCUCAUGAGGCGUUGCAGAUAUUCCAAACAGAUAAGCAUCCUAGCCAUAUGGGCAUUGGUAGAGCAAAAGAAGGGUAAUUUCUGAACUAUUUGCUGAAUUUUCUUAGGAAAUUAACCUGACAUGAUUCAGUUUCAGGUUUUCUGUAUUUGGCAUGUUGAAUAAGGUUAGUGGCCUUUUCUGUUUAUUUUUAUUUUUAUUAUAUGUAAUAUAUAUAUAUAUAUAUAUAUAUAUAUAUAUAUAUAU
Molecule: messenger RNA, 795 nt
Organism: Rosa rugosa (rugosa rose)
Lineage: Eukaryota; Viridiplantae; Streptophyta; Magnoliopsida; Rosales; Rosaceae
Product: DNA mismatch repair protein MSH5-like
Exons: 7
Coding region: 66-629 (187 amino acids)
Source: RefSeq, a predicted model, not a curated record